This is a messenger RNA of Mastomys coucha (southern multimammate mouse), 519 nucleotides long. RefSeq names its product small integral membrane protein 35 (gene Smim35). Bases 1 to 276 code for a protein of 91 amino acids. The transcript has 6 exons. The record is from RefSeq and is a predicted model, not a curated record. Lineage: Eukaryota; Metazoa; Chordata; Mammalia; Rodentia; Muridae.
AUGUUAGAAUCUUUGGAGAUCAGAAGCGAAGACUCCAUCAGCACAUUGGGCAUGAUCCUUGGAGUGGGACUCUCACUGCUACUCGUGUCCAUCCUAGGCUACAGUUUAGCCAAAUGGUACCAGCGCGGGUACUGCUGGGACGGGCCUAACUUUGUCUUCAACUUAUACCAAAUCCGGAACCUGAAGGACUUGGAGGUGGGACCACCCUUCACCAUCAGCGGCCACAUGAGCAGUCCAGAUGGCGGCUACAUGAAGUUCUCCAAUGACAGAGUCUGAUGGAGCAGCUUCUAGCUUCUGAAGGUCAGGAGAGGAAAGGCUCCUGGGUCAUCAUGAACUCCUCCCGCCUUCCUGGGCCCUGAAAGCCUGACCUGGCUCUGAGUUCAGGAUGAUGUCUCCCCAGCACCUGGUCUGCUCAGGCUUCCGUGACCAACCAUCAUCAUCACCUCGAUGCUUCUUGAACCGCUUUCACCUGCAUUCAAAUGCUUCUUUGACAUGAAUGAAUGGAAAAGUUCUACCCGU